UGCUGCAAGCAGACAUUUCUUGGUGACUAUGGAGCAGAUCAUGCAGAUGCAAGACGAUAUCCACAAGCUCAAGAAGCUGAUGGACUCGGUAUUCGACAAGAUCGAGAACCAGUCGGAGCAGUGUCCGUACGAUACCGCCGAUGCCUACACGGAUAAGGACCGGAUCGUUGAGAUGCUUAAUCGUCUGAGCUCCAGGAUGGCCGACGCUGACAUGUCGAACCUUACUGCGACGCCGACGAAGGACGCCACACCGGAGGACAUCGCGGAGCUGAAGCAGGGCAUCAACCGCAUCGAGGCAGAGCGUCAGAACAUCAAUCGCCGUGCUGGCGCAUCGCUCAAGGGGGUCUUGUAAUAUAUUCACGGGCGAGGGUGCUGCUAUUCACAACGAUGCCUGACCAGCCUUGCUAAUCUGUUAGCGUACCGGUACUGCUGCCCCCACCACUAAGCUCAAAUGUAUCUGAAUUAGCAACCUC
This is a messenger RNA of Phytophthora infestans T30-4, 473 nucleotides long. RefSeq lists its product as uncharacterized. Bases 29 to 352 code for a protein of 107 amino acids. The record is from RefSeq and is a predicted model, not a curated record. The transcript is spliced from 5 exons. NCBI's taxonomy places the organism in Eukaryota, Oomycota, Peronosporomycetes, Peronosporales, Peronosporaceae.